AUCGGCGGCGGAUUGCUACUAGUUGUUGCUGCUGCUUCUUUUGUACAUACGUACGCACAAAUAUACCCCAAGUUGUUCACUGGCAUAGAGCUUUUUUAGCGUCUAACUAAAAAUCUUAGAAGUCAGUCGGUAAAUACCAUCGGAACAACGCGGAACGGUAAAUAAGAAAUCAGCUAGAAAACUCGAAAGUUCGUCUAACAUUUACCCACAUACAUAAGUAUCUUUGUGAAUUUUCCUUAAGUUUUGAUUAAAUGCAAAGGAACAGAAGUUUGAGUCCUUUUUAUGCAAGGAGUAUGGAAAAUAAUUGAAAUUUAAGAAAUACGUCAAGCAUGGAAAAAAAUUAAAAAAUUAUUAAAACAAAGAUAAAAAAUAAAGUGAAAUAUAUGAACGAUUUCUAGAACUUUGUAAAAGUAAGCAUUUUUAUAAAUUAUUAUAAUAAACAACUGUUACGUAAAAAAAAGGUUAGAAUGUGGAGAGUAAAUUCUCAGUAAUAAACAACUUCUAAGGACUAAUGCAUCCUUUGAUUGUGUUUGUAGGUCAUAAGAAAAUAUAACUGCGUUCCAGCGUGUUUCUAACUGUCAUUAUGAAUGGAAGAGUCACACUCGUCGGUAAUGCCAACAGGUGUAAAUAAAACAAAUAAAAAUUUAUAUUAUAUACUUGCGUAUGUGCACACAAAAUAUAAGAGAGCGAACAACAAAAAAUUCAACAAAAGUGCUCUGUAAAUUUAAUAAAAAAAAAAAUACAAGUAAAACAGAAUCAAGUGGCAUUUGAAUUCAGUUAAGAUUGGAAAUCAUUACGGUAAAGUUCUUAACAACUGUGAUCAAAUAAAAAAACUUAUAGCACAAAUAUUUGUGAUAAAAAAGUGAAAAUUAAAAUUAAAAUAAAAGAAAAAAUAACUUCAAUAAAGUUUAAAUUAAAUAUUAUUAUUUUAAAUAAACCAAAAAAAACGCGUAGAAUAACAAAAACACAAAAAUGUCGCUGGCAUCACAAGAUAAAUUGCUGAAAAAGCGCGUCAAACCCGUUGAUAUACAAUUCCAGGAUCUAAGCUAUCAAGUGCAAGUACAAAAAGAGAAGAAAACAAUAUUGAAACGAAUUUCUGGCACAUUCCGCGCCGGCCAAUUGACAGCGAUUAUGGGCCCCUCUGGAGCGGGCAAAUCAAGUUUGUUGAAUAUUUUAACUGGUGUCACUAAAAAAGGUGUUAGCGGUAACAUAAAUUUCGGCGAAUCGCCAACAAAAUCGCGUAAAAACUGUAGUUAUAUAAUGCAGGAUGAUCACUUCCAUUCAUGGUUUACCGUUGAGGAGACAAUGCUGCUGGCAGCACAAUUGAAAAUCUCAAACGAAUCAAUGAAUAUGAAGGAAAAGAAAAUGUUGAUUGAACAUUUAUUGGACACCUUGAAGUUAUCACAAGCGAAACAAACCCGUGCUGGAAAUUUAUCUGGUGGCCAGAAGAAACGCUUAUCGAUCGCUUUAGAAUUAAUUGAUAAUCCAGCCGUGUUAUUCUUGGAUGAGCCAACAACCGGUUUAGACAGUUCGGCGUCUUCUGACACCAUACAGCUGCUACAAACUUUGGCUAAUGAAGGACGUACAAUUGUUUGCACAAUUCAUCAGCCUUCAACACAUGUCUUUAAUUUAUUCAACCACAUCUAUGUGCUGAGUCAAGGAUGUUGUACGUACCAGGGUACACCGCAUAAUACUAUCGACUUUUUACGUGCGGUCGGCUUGGAAUGUCCAACUUAUCACAAUCCUGCUGAUUUUCUGCUCGAGUGUGUUAAUGGUGAAUAUGGCGAUCACACUGAAGUCUUAGCCACUGCGGCACGACAACCGGAAUGGCGGCAUGACCACACGCAGGAUCCGCAACAUCUAGAGGGUUUAAGUGGCGAAGAAAUUGCUAAAAUGUCCGAGUUGCAGCGGCGUGCAGAGGGAAAAAAACUACUAACGCCAUCGGUAACACCACCAUCGUCUGUGUCGAAACAUAUUUACCCGCCACCAGAAUGGAUGCGACUAUGGCUGUUGAUCGGUCGUUGUCAUGUGCAAUUUUUCCGCGAUUGGACGGUGACCCACUUAAAGCUGGGUGUGCAUAUCGCUUGUGCCAUACUGAUCGGCUUACUCUACGGCAACUCCGGUUCGAAUGCGACAAAGCAGAUUGCAAAUAUAGGUUCAUUCACAGUACAUAAUACAUAUUUAUGGUAUACGACAAUGAUGCCGGGUCUGCUAAGAUUUCCGCAAGAGAUAAGUAUUGUGAAAAAGGAGACAUUCAAUAAUUGGUACAAACUGCGUACGUACUACAUGGCGGGCCUUAUCACGUCUACGCCGGUGCAUAUUAUGUUCUCUAUGACUUACAUAACAAUCGCUUAUCUAAUGACUGAUCAACCAUUCGAAAUUGAUCGUUUUGCCCAAUUCUUGUUGGCAGCUAUCAUAGUGACGAUAAGUGCCGAUGCCUUCGGCGUGCUACUAGGCACAGUUCUGAGUCCUUUGAAUGGUCCAUUUGUUGGCGCUAUACUGACCAGUUUUAUGCUAAUAUUUUCCGGUUUUCUCAUCUUACUCACGCACAUGUCGACUCUAAUGCGCUUCCUCUCGUAUUUAUCACCAAUUCGUUAUGCGUUCGAGUGUAUGAUAUUGGCAUUGUAUUCGAAUAAUCGAGGAAAUAUUCCUUGCCCAAUGGAUGUGCUGUAUUGUCAUUUCAAAAAAGCGAACACCAUAUUACGCAGCUUUGGUGUGGAGGAUGGAAAUUUCGGCAUGAAUAUAUGUAUUAUGAUUUUGCAAUUAUCGGCGUUUAGGGUGUUAACAUACAUUAUGCUAAAACGGAAAUUGGGCGUGUAAAUGAAUGAAAUGCAUGGAUAAUAUCUACACUUAUGCACAUAUAUAUAUACAUAUACAUAUGUAUGUACAUGUGUGCAUUAUAUUUGUUAAGUAAAUUACGAUAUUUAUACUUAAUUUUAGUUAAAUAAAUGUAUACAUAUGGACAUACAUAUAUGUAUGUAUGUUUUUUUAAUGUAAAAUAAUCGAUGGUGUAUUGUAAAAAAUUAAAAUAAGAAAUAUGAACACAUAUGUACAUAUGUACAUGGUACCGUUAAAAAGCACAAUAUACAUGCACAAACAUUUUACACACAACACCUAUACACACAUACCUACAUAUAAGCUUAUACUCGUAUUGUCGAAACAGCCAAAAACUAGCAAAUAUUUAAACAAAAAGAAGAAAACGAUAUUCUAAAGAAAUGUAUGCCUUCACGAUAUAUGAUAUUUACAAAAGCAGUAAUUGCAGAAACAAAAAAAAAAGAAAAAUUAAAAUAAAUGAAAUAUAUUAAAUAAUUAUUAUUACAAAUAUUAUAUUUACAAGCGC
Molecule: messenger RNA, 3340 nt
Organism: Ceratitis capitata (Mediterranean fruit fly)
Lineage: Eukaryota; Metazoa; Arthropoda; Insecta; Diptera; Tephritidae
Product: ATP-binding cassette sub-family G member 1
Exons: 12
Coding region: 973-2820 (615 amino acids)
Cellular component (GO): plasma membrane
Molecular function (GO): ABC-type transporter activity; ATP binding; ATP hydrolysis activity
Source: RefSeq, a predicted model, not a curated record